CUCUGCCUGUCGAAAGUAAAGGUUUACUUUAACUUUUGUUGCACACAGUGGAAAUGUCACAGAGUGUUCAUUUGCUUGAUAACACAACAACAACAUGGCUGCAACUGAAGAAUAGGAGAAAAGUUUGUCUUAAAGCUGCACACUGAGCACUGAGGAGACAUGGAUGUAGUGUUUGGACUGCUGCUCCUGCUGCUGCUUGGAAUCUCUAAAGGUGUGAAAACCUACUGUGAUGGCAGACAAGAUGGAGCCCAGUGUUAUGGAGCUCUGGGAGGAACUUUGGUCCUCAAACUGAUGGACAGCGCCUCAGAAAUAUAUAAAUACCAAUGGUUAAAUAAAACAACAGUGAUACUGAAUGGGAGAAAGAAUAGGAUAGUGAAUAAUCAGAUAGAAAACAGAUCCUCAUUUACGCACAGUGAUGGAGUAUUUAGGAUCUACAACCUCAGUCAAACUGAUGAUGGUGAAUAUGCGCUUGAAAUUUUUGAUUCACAUGGAUCCAAAUUAGUGCAUCAGAAUCAAAAGUUGACCAUUCAAGCUCCUGUGUCCUCUGUCCAGCUGGUCUCUGAGUGUCUGUCUCAGGGAGAGAUGAAGGUCUCCUGCUCCUCUGAGGGAGGGGACAGUCCUCAAUACAGUUGGACUCUGGAUGGACAAACACUGACUGACACUCAGCUCCUCUCUGGAAAUAAUGAGACAAAUAACAUCACUCUGAAACAAGACACGUCAGGACUACUGGUCUGCACAGUCAGGAAUCACAUCAGUACGAUAUCUGCAUGUGGCUUCAUAUAUACCAACUGCACCUUACCAAACGGGAAGCUUGUGUCACCCUGGGUGAUCAUUGCCACAAACAACCUGUGUAUUGAGUCAACAACAACCCCAAACUGGAUUGAUACUGAGGGUAAGAGACUGGUAUCGAGAUCGCUCCCUGCCACAAUAUGCUGUGAGAGCAGCUGUGGUAUUUCUUGUUUUAAUUGGGAUCGCCUUCUAUUUUGUUUGGAAGACAAAGAAAUUCAAGGAAGCUCAGUGCUGCCCCAUCACUAAAACAACAGAAAAUCAAAAUACAUCUGUUUUGAUAGCUGAAUUUACAAGGUCUGCAUCUGAACUUUAACCUUCUAAAAACAACAUCCAUAUGUCAUAUCUCAUCUUCUGUCAUGGACCAUUUCUCUUCAUGGACACAAACAAACUGUGCUGAGAGUGGAAAUUAUUUUCUGUUUUGAAUUUUCACAAAUUAACUUCUGCUUAAUGCUGCUCAAAGCUUAGCACUUUUAAUUUCUUCCAAUAAAAAUAGACAAGUGUUUUUUUGUUUGUUUUUAAACAGCAAAAAAAUGAAAUGAACAUUUUUUUUUCUUUUUUACUGUAGCUCCACAAGUUCUGUUAUUCAGACUCCCCCACACUCUUUCCUGUGAUCACAAGUGCUGAUAGAUAUACUUGACUGGUUUUGGUGGGUGUAAAGUUUUAACCCUAUUAAUAGAGGUGUCACUGAUGCUGCAAGACAACUGUUUCCUGUGACCAUAGAAACAGAAAAAGAUUAGAAGAGCAAAUAACCGUGCAAAAAAAAGAACAGAAUUACAUAACAUGAUACAUUUAUUUACAUUUAUAGUGGAAAUGUAAACCAUGAGACAGUGUGAUUAAACCAAACAUGUAUGUUGCUGCCA
Messenger RNA from Notolabrus celidotus (New Zealand spotty), 1649 nucleotides. RefSeq lists its product as uncharacterized. The transcript has 6 exons. Lineage: Eukaryota; Metazoa; Chordata; Actinopteri; Labriformes; Labridae. The record is from RefSeq and is a predicted model, not a curated record. Bases 160 to 1035 code for a protein of 291 amino acids.